GUCUCUUUCAAACCAAGUGCUGCAACAGCAUUCAGUGGAGCCACUCCGUCACUUUCAUUCAAAGACACUAAUCGAUCACCCAACAUAACCGCAAUCAUGUGGUUCCACGUUUCAGAGCCCAACACAUACCUCGUCGUCACCGGCAUAGGCAUCAAAGAUGUCAUCAUCGCGAAGAAACGCUUCGUCAAGCCUCUCCAAAAGGUGACGAAGAUAUCGAUCACGCCCUUCGACUUCAGCAUGUCGCUGCAAGCCAUGACAUCGGAGAAGCUUCAAUUCAAUCUUCCAGCUGUGUUCACCAUUGGGCCCAAGAACAAUCCAGCGGAUCUGAAGAAGUAUGCUGAGCUCCUUACUGGCGACUCAGAUGGUCAUGUUCGCCUGCAGAAGGGAGUCGUCGCCACGGGCGGUAACCAUGUCCAAGACAUCGUCAAGGGUGUCAUUGAAGGCGAGACACGUUCGAUCGUGUCGAAUAUGACUAUGGAAGAGCUGUUCAAUAACAGGAAGCUGUUCAAGGAUCAGGUUGUCAAGAAUGUACAGGCUGAGUUGGAAGUGUUCGGCCUGUACAUCUACAAUGCCAACGUGAAGGAGCUGCAAGAUAUGGGCGACUCCAAAUACUUCGAAUCUCUGUCACGCAAGGCUCACGAAGGCGCUCAAUCCCAAGCGCAAGUCGAUGUCGCCAACGCACGCAUGAUUGGCCGAGUCGGAGAAGCUGAGAAGGAAGGUCAGACAAAGCAAGAGAUUGCAAAGAUCAACGCCAAAACAGCAGUUCUUGAGACUGAGCGUAAGGUCGAGAAAGCUAUUGCAGACCAGAGGCUCCGCACACGGGAGAUUGCCAUCGAGCGAGAAAUCCAAUUGGAGCAAAUCAACGCUAAGCGGACUGCUGAAGCGAAAGAUGCUGAGUUGCAGAAGGCAGUCGAAGAGAAGAGAGCCGAAAUGGAGUUGGAGAGGCUGAGAGCUACUACCGUCACGCAAGCGAAGAUUGCAAGAGAAUCUGCCGAGCAGAAAGCCGAUGCUGAUCUCUAUACGAGGACGAAGAAGGCUGACGCAGAGCAAUACAAUCAGAAAGCAGAGGCCGAAGCCAUUUAUUAUCGAUCGACUCAGGACGCCGAUGCCGCCAACUAUAAGCGCAUGAAAGACGCCGAAGCUGCUCUCGCUGCCCGGGAGAAGGAAGCGCAAGCAAUGUACAUUAUGAAGGAGCGCGAAGCCGAAGCUAUGUUUCUGCAGCGACAGAAAGAGGCUGAGGCAAACUAUGUGCUCAAGGCACGAGAAGCCGAAGCCAACUUCCUUGCGAAGAAGAAGGAAGCAGAAGGUCUGACAGAACUGUCGAAGGCCUACGACCACCUCGCCAACGUCAUGGGUGGUCCUCAAGGGCUCAUGCAAUUCCUCAUGCUCCAAAACGGCACCUACGAGCGUCUCGCCGCCGAAAACGGCAAAGCCAUCAAAGGUUUGCAACCCAAGAUCAACGUCUGGACAACCGAUGGCGCCUCGAGCGAUGCGAGCAUGGCGCCCAUCCAGAACCUCUUCAAGAGUCUUCCUCCCCUGUUCUCGACGAUCCAGGAUCAAACGGGUAUGAUGCCGCCAAGUUGGAUAGCUCAGAUGCCAGCGAAGGAAGUAGACACGAUGCCUGUUAAGGAAAGCAAGCUUACGAAUGGCGACUCUCCUUGAUUGAGAUUUGCUUGGAAGCUGUAAUUGCAACGGUCAGAGCUCAUGGCUUGACUUUAACUGACUGCUUUCUUUCAUUUGUGGAGUUGAGGAGAUACCUAUUUGCUACUAUCUAUCUAAUGUGUCGGAUCUUUGGAGACAUCAUGAGCCUUUCCUAUACGACAAGUGCUAUGCUGUGUAAUAUCUAUAAGGUAUUGGAAAAAUUGACAGCUGAAAUCGGCCAAGGUGAGUGACGAGAUUUUGGACCGUUGCCAUCGUUCGUGGGUCGAAGAUUCGACGAUGGCGUGGCAUCAGAUUCGCUACAUUGAUCGGAUGAGUACCGAUCCCAGGAGUCGCAACACUACCCAGCACUGUUGCCAUAGCCACA
Messenger RNA from Cercospora beticola, 2026 nucleotides. RefSeq lists its product as uncharacterized. The record is from RefSeq and is a predicted model, not a curated record. Gene Ontology annotation, biological process: protein localization to plasma membrane. Gene Ontology annotation, cellular component: plasma membrane. NCBI's taxonomy places the organism in Eukaryota, Fungi, Ascomycota, Dothideomycetes, Mycosphaerellales, Mycosphaerellaceae.